Messenger RNA from Caenorhabditis bovis, 606 nucleotides. The record is from the annotation of a GenBank genome assembly. NCBI's taxonomy places the organism in Eukaryota, Metazoa, Nematoda, Chromadorea, Rhabditida, Rhabditidae.
AUGCCGACAGUCAUUCUCACCGGAUUUGGGCCGUUUCGCAAUUUCACCACAAAUCCAUCGUCAGAAAUUGUCAAAGAGCUUCAGAAGAAUGGGAUUCCAGGAAUCAACCUUGAGGCCAAAAUAAUGAGAGUGGCGUAUGCGGAAGUGAAAAACGAUCUAGAAGUCUACUGGAAUUUAUUCCAGCCAGAGCUUGUUGUCCAUCUUGGUGCUCAUGAGGUGGCAAACACGAUAAAAAUUGAGAAGCAAGCAUUCGCCGCCGGCUACGAGGCUUGCGACGUUGAAGGAUGUACACCGGACUCGAAUUCAACGGGCUGCUGCCGUCCGGAAUCGGUGUUGUGCACAGAGCUCGACUGCGAUCGAAUUUGCGAAACGGUUCGGCAAUCUUGCUCGCUUGACGAGUCUUGCAUCAAUUUGACGACAUCGGACGAUCCCGGAAGAUAUUUGUGCGGAUUCUCGUACUUCCUCUCGCUUAAUGAGGACCCGAAAAAGGCGCUUUUUGUGCACGUGCCGCCAUUCACCGAGGAAUGCACAAAGGAAAAGGUCACGGAGGUUAUCCGGGAGAUUAUCCUACGCGCUUUGGACAAAUCCGAUAACAAACCCACCUAA